AUGUAUGUAGAUGACAUAGUGGUAAGGAGCUGGUCAGUUGAGGAUCAUGUGAAAGACUUAGAAGAAGUAUUUGCACAAGUACGAAAGUUUGAUAUGCGUUUAAAUCCGUCUAAAUGCACAUUCGGUGUUCAGGCUGGGAAGUUUCUAGGUUUCAUGUUGACUGCUCGGGGCAUAGAAGCCAAUCCAGAUAAAUGUCGAGCAGUAGUGGAGAUGAGAAGUCCGCAGAGCUUGAAGGAGGUUCAGAGGCUGGUAGGACGGCUGACGGCUUUGUCUCGUUUCAUUCCCCGGCUUGUUGAAUGUAUCAAACCUAUUAAGGUCAUGAAAAAGGAUGUACAGAUAUGUUGGGAUGGUCAAUGUGAAGCAGUGUUUGAGGAGGUUAAGAAAAUCCUCACUGAACCUCCAGAGAAGCCUGAGAUGAAGUUGGUCUAUUGUGUUAGUAGAGGUCUUAAGGAGGCAAAGGUCUGGUAUCAACGGGUAGAGAAGGUGGCGUUGUCCCUGUUAUACGCCGCUCGGCGUCUUAGACCAUAUUUCCAAGGGCAUCAAGUAGUGGUACGGGCCGAUCAUCCUAUUGAAAAGGUGCUUCAUAAACCAGAUCUAGCCGGACGAUUGGUUGGUUGGUCAAUAGAACUUUUGAAGUUUGGGCUGCGCUAUGAACCGCGCGGAUCGGUAAGAGAACACCAUUUAGCAGAAUUCCCAGUGGAGAUAUUCCCUGAUACAAACGAGGCAUUCUGUUGGAAACUUUCUGUGGAUUGUUCAUCUAACAAGCAAGGUGGAGGUGCUGGAAUUGUUCUGGAGGGACCGAGCAGGCUAAUGAUCGAGCAGUCGUUAAUCUUCAAGUUCAAGCUUAGUAACAACCAAGCUGAGUAUGAGGCGUUGUUGGCUGGGUUAGAAUUGGCGCGAGACUUAGGGGUAGAGCAUUUAGAAUGUAAGACUGAUUCUCGGCUGGUCGAGGGGCAAAUGAAAGGGACAUUCCAGAUUAAGGACGAUCAGUUGCAGCAAUAUGUUGACAAAUUUAAGCAGUUAGAGGCAUGUUUUAAAUCGGUUGAAAUCAAGCAUGUACCCAAAAAGGAGAAUUCCCGAGUGGACAUGUUGUCCAAGUUGGCCAGCAGGAAGGAGAAGGGUCAUUUAUCUUCGGCCGUUUUCUCAAUGGGGAAUGGACAUCGUAGGGCCAUUCCUGGUCGUGAGAGCACAGAAAAAAUUCUUGCUCAUAGUAGUGGAUUACUUCACCAAGUGGGUAGAAGUCGAACCACUAGCUACGAUUUCUGCCUCUCAGGAGAAUCGCCGUUCAAUUUAACCUAUGGAAGUGAUGCGAUGUUGCCCGUGGAGGUGGGCGAGCCAACUGUUCGACAAAUGGCAAAUGACAUGAACGCAAAUGAAGAAUUCUUGAGAAAUUAUUUAGAUGUGUUGGAGGAAAGAAGAAGGGUGGCGACCAUAAAGAAUGAAGCUCAGAAAAGACUGGUAGCCCAAAGGUAUAGUACAAAGGUACAGCGCAAAACGGCGAACGCAAGGAAGAAGCCAGAAGAGGGGACGUUAGCUUCCAAUUGGGACGAUCAGGUGAAAAGGAGUGAGGAAAAACGAAGUCAGAAAAAUGACUUCAAAGAAUCUCAGGAUGUCAGAAAAUUGACUCCUGAUCGAGAGGAAAGGAGUAAGGCCAAACGAAGUCAAAAAAAUGACUUCAAAGAAUCUCAAGAUGUCAGAAAAUUGACUCCUGAUCGGGUGGAAAGGAGUAAGGUCGAAAGAAGUCAGAAAAUUGACUUCAAAGAAUCUCAGGAUGUUAGAAAAUUUACACCUGAUCGGGAGGAAUGA
Vigna radiata var. radiata (mung bean) is the source of this 1806-nucleotide messenger RNA. RefSeq lists its product as uncharacterized. NCBI's taxonomy places the organism in Eukaryota, Viridiplantae, Streptophyta, Magnoliopsida, Fabales, Fabaceae. Bases 1 to 1806 code for a protein of 601 amino acids. The transcript has 5 exons. Gene Ontology annotation, molecular function: RNA-DNA hybrid ribonuclease activity; nucleic acid binding. The record is from RefSeq and is a predicted model, not a curated record.